Bacidia gigantensis is the source of this 522-nucleotide messenger RNA. RefSeq lists its product as uncharacterized. Lineage: Eukaryota; Fungi; Ascomycota; Lecanoromycetes; Lecanorales; Ramalinaceae. Gene Ontology annotation, molecular function: calcium ion binding; enzyme regulator activity. The transcript has 6 exons. Bases 1 to 522 code for a protein of 173 amino acids. The record is from RefSeq and is a predicted model, not a curated record.
AUGAAUCCCAUAAGGCCCUCCACAUCUGCCCCACCGCGCGUCGCACGACAUCCAGGCGUGCAUGGCUACGAACAAGCCGACUCAUUGACAGAAGAGCAAGUCUCAGAGUUCAAAGAAGCGUUCUCGCUCUUCGACAAAGAUGGCGAUGGCCAAAUCACAACCAAAGAACUCGGCACCGUGAUGCGCUCGCUGGGUCAGAAUCCCAGCGAAUCCGAGCUGCAAGACAUGAUCAACGAAGUGGAUGCAGACAACAACGGCACAAUUGACUUCCCAGAAUUCCUCACCAUGAUGGCCCGCAAAAUGAAAGACACAGAUAGCGAAGAGGAGAUCCGAGAAGCAUUCAAAGUGUUCGAUCGGGACAAUAACGGAUUCAUCUCUGCCGCCGAGCUGCGCCAUGUCAUGACGUCUAUUGGAGAGAAGCUGACAGAUGACGAAGUUGAUGAGAUGAUCAGGGAGGCUGAUCAAGAUGGAGAUGGGAGGAUUGAUUAUAACGAGUUCGUGCAGCUUAUGAUGCAGAAAUAA